GAGCGCUGCUGGGAGGCUGGUUUGGCGGCUAGCGAAGAGGGGGAAAAAAAGAAAAAAAAAACAUAAAAAAAGAAACAAAAAUAAAAUUGGAGGAAGAGAAACUGCAUAUAUUCUAAAUAACUAAAUAAAGCAAAGGGAGAGGAAGGAGACGGCACGGGCAGGCGAAGGCRGUGGAAGAAGAAGGGCAGGCUCGGCAGCGCGGCGAGCAGCGAGGAUGAUACGCGCCGUGGCCGUGGCGCUGGUGGCCCUGUGCUUCCAGGCGGCCGUCGCGCAAACUACAAAUCUGAACCUUCCUCCUGAAGAUCUUGAUUCUUCUGGUGACGACGAUGAUGCUUUCUCAGGCUCGGGUGCAGGUCCCCUGACAGACCAGUCUCCCACUUGGACUAUCCCAGCGGAACCAACUAAUUCCUCAUUACUGGCAGUACCAAUGGAUUUCAAUGAGCAGCUGUUUCCUGGGGUUGAGAGCCGAACUGAAAAGGAAGUCCUACCUCCAUCUGCCACUAGUAGCGUGGUGACAGAGGAGCCAGUUGUAGCUGUGAAAGAUGAAAUACCCAACCUGGACUCACCUCCUGAGAAACCAAUAAAUGACACUGUUAUGACAACCAUGAGAAGUCUCACCACUCACUUUCCUUUGGUGGUUCAUGUAACUCCUUCAGAAGUCUCAAGCACGGUCCAUGGCCUGGAACCAAGUACCCCUGGCUCUGAUGUGCUGGACACCAAAGAUGUGCUUGAGCCCCACUUGCCUGUCCAUCCUGAGGGAGACUUUACUGGUGCCCACACAACAGUGGCUCCUGAGGAUGUACAUGAGGAGGCUUCUGAAGAUGGCUCUGGAGAUCCGGGAGAUUUCAUCUUGAUUAAAGAAGAAGAUUUGGUCCCCACCCAGAACUCUGAAGUGCUGCCUGACUCUGGGAGGAAUGCCAAAGCAGCAGGAGCCUCAGGAAUAAUGGACAGAAAAGAAGUUCUUGGAGGUGUUAUUGCUGGAGGAGUAGUAGGCCUGGUGUUCGCAGUGUUUCUAGUUGUAUUUAUGCUGUACAGAAUGAAGAAGAAAGACGAAGGAAGCUAUUCACUGGAUGAACCAAAACAGUCUAAUGGAGGAUACCAAAAACCACACAAACAAGAAGAAUUCUAUGCAUAAACACUGAUCUUCAGGACACUUUUAAUUCCAUCUUUCUUGGACUCUUCUCUCCCUGCACAUGGACCUCCCUGUGCGCUUUGCAUUAAACUUAAGCCAUAUGAUCGUUGGGUAUUGCCCUUACCACCUUGCCAUUGGAAAUUUUUUUUAACUACAAAGUAGAUUGGGAUACACUGAACAUUCCCUGCUUUCUUGCACAACUUUUUGUUUGUUGAUUUUGUUUGUUUUUAAACAGAAGUGGGACUUCAAACUCCUCAACUUGCGUUGGUUUCUCUAAAGACUGGUGGGGCAGGCGGUGGGAAGAAGAUAAGGCAGCACUGUAUGUACAAGCCCCUUGAUAUUUAGGGAAAGGGCUGGCAAGAAUAAAUCAUUAACAGUGCUCAAAUUCCAUAUAGCAGGGAUCCUUCCUAUUUAACUCGUAGUUGUGUUUCAAGUGUAACAAAUCUCUGCUCUAGGCAGAAGUUUGGUAAACUGCAGUUCUCUAGUUCUUUCUAGCUGCCAUAUUUGGAGCACUUAAUGGUUACAAACAUCAAACCAAAAUAAUUUCCAGUGAAAGGAAGCGUGAGGGGCAGGGAAAGCAAAUGACUGUCGYGUGGUUUAAAAUAACUUAUAUUUUGAAAAGAUCACAUCAUAUUAUCCCAUACUCAGAACUAAUUCCUAAACAGCUGAUUUCAUCUUUUGUUUUGUAUUAGUAYUUGCAAGACCCCAAAAAAUAAAUGGAGAAAUGCAUUUUACCAAUAGCAUUGGACUAUCCUUCUCCCCUCUUUUUCGUUCUAGGCUUAAAUAAGAAAUGGAUUUUUUUUUCUAAACAGUCCCCUCCCAAAUCUUCCCUCUUCUUAGAUGGCAAAUCUGAGCUUGGCUGUUGCACUACAGAUCCUACUAUCCUGUGCUACUGUGUAGUCCCCAGGUAACUGAUGGCUUGUUCUAGCACCUACCUCACUGUGCACUGUUUACAGUGGUUGCCUCACAACAUCAUCUGCCAUCCAUACUACACAGUACCUUACACACAUGGGUAAAAGGUAGAAAACAGCAUAUCCUGACUUUGCAGCUAAGGAGUAGGGAGGCGUAGCAGCUAAGACAAGUUUGAUGAAGGUUGGGUGUAGCUGGCCUUAAAUAUUUAAGUUGGCGUGCUGACUUCGGUGUCUCCAGAGUGCCCCCCUUUCUGUUSUGCACUUUGGAGAGAAGCAGCCCAAGGGAUCUCAGACUUGACAGGGCUGAGAAGUCCUCCCAGAGAAGCCCCCCAGAGGAAGGCCCAGGUGCCUGGAGCUGUUCGUGGUCAACGUGGUGUCGGAUGCAAGACACUAAAGCCUCCCUGAGGGUCUGAGGUUCUCCRGAAUAUCUCAAAAUUGCUUAGAAGAAAAGUGUGAUGUUCUGCACAGGCCCUCUGCUCUGCCCUCGGUGAGCUUCUUGCAAGGUCAGUUCUUCAUCGCUUGGAGCUGAGGGCUUGCGGGGCUGGAGGGGUGUUUACAACUGAUGAGAUGAUUUGUACCCUUUAGCCACAGGGAAUGAUUGGAGAGUAUUACAACAUUUGGUACAAAUGUUGCACAUUAGCAGGAGAACUUAAAUAUCUGGGUAAGUUAAAUGAAGUAUAAAAUUCUCUUAAGCUGCUACGCAGCUAUAAUUGGUGCCUUCUCUACCAACCCAAGAAAAAAAUCACUUUUUUUUUGAUUCAAAACUCUUCUUUAUGCUCAAGGAAAACUUGUGCAUACAUGUAGCUGGCUAUUUUUAAGUAAAACUGCAAAGUCCUUAUGGCUUUUUUUUUUUUUAACUGACCGAAUUUUUAUAGGUUAAUGCACCAACCAGAUGGUUUUAAUUUCAGCUGUAAUUCUUUGCUUUGUAUAGGAAUGUAGAAAUGUUAUUUGAUAGGUCUAUCUAUGAAAAGAUUCUUGUAAAGCACAGGAAGAUAAAGUGGUAAAAUUCAGUUGUACCUCACAACCUUGCUAGGGGGAAAGAAAAAAAAAAACUGUAUAUUUUGGUAGUCUGAACUGACCGUUUGUGAAACAAACAUGACAUUCUGUGUUAUUUAAGUGGUACAAAUGAAAUAAAAGUCUAACAGAAAAUGCAACAUUUGGUUUCUGUAUGCCCUGUAAAGGUAUACUGCAAUAAAUGGCAUUUUGGCGUGAA
This is a messenger RNA of Nothoprocta perdicaria, 3256 nucleotides long. It is a transcript of the gene SDC1, whose product is annotated as syndecan 1. NCBI's taxonomy places the organism in Eukaryota, Metazoa, Chordata, Aves, Tinamiformes, Tinamidae. Gene Ontology annotation, cellular component: cell surface; membrane. The transcript has 5 exons. Gene Ontology annotation, biological process: cell migration. The record is from RefSeq and is a predicted model, not a curated record. The coding region runs from base 215 to 1135 and encodes 306 amino acids.